AUGAAUGCUAUAAGAGGACUUGGAGAAGGUGUCUUAGAUGAAGUAAUUAUCAAGAAGGUUCUAAGAUCAUUAAAAACAAAGUAUGGUACAAAAUUCUCACCCAUAGAAGAAGAUAAAGACUUAAAGACCUUCUCCAUGGACGAGUUAUUUGGCUCUUUGUUAGCUUCUGAAAAGAUAACAAUAAAUGGUGAAACUUCAAAGAGAGAGGUUGCCUUAAACAUAACCAAGAAAGGGAAAGAGGUAGAUACUAGUGCAAAAGAAGAUGGCUCAGACACUGCUAAAGCCAAAUUUGUCAGGAAGCUCAAGAAAGGCUCAAGUAAAUAUAAAGGUAAACAUCCAUUCAAGUGUUUCAAUUGUGGAAAAAUAGGUCACUUUGCUGCUAAAUACCCAUAUGAAGAAAAAGGAGAAGAUGAGAAGCACAAUGUGAAGAUAUUUGGUAAAGAAAACGUGAAGAAAUCUUACAAUCCAAAGAGAAGAAAUUUUAGGAGAAAGAACAAUCUUUACACACUAAAAAGUGAUGCUACUGAUGAAGAAAGUGUUUCAGAUGAGAACUAUAGUGAGGAUGAAAAGGAAGUUAACCUUUUCAUGGGACAAGAGGAAUUAGAUGAAGGGCACACAUCAAGAAUAUAUUGUAGAACUCAAACUAGAAAUCAAAGCUCACUUAAUAGUAAUGAGAAAGAUGAAGUUGAAGCUGAAGUAGACCUUGAAGGUGAACUUAUAUGUGCUCUUAAAGAGAUUUGA
This is a messenger RNA of Cryptomeria japonica (Japanese cedar), 741 nucleotides long. RefSeq lists its product as uncharacterized. The transcript has a single exon. Gene Ontology annotation, molecular function: zinc ion binding; nucleic acid binding. The coding region runs from base 1 to 741 and encodes 246 amino acids. Lineage: Eukaryota; Viridiplantae; Streptophyta; Pinopsida; Cupressales; Cupressaceae. The record is from RefSeq and is a predicted model, not a curated record.